GUUGUUUUUGCUGAAGACAUAGAUGUUAGCAGAAAGACCAGAGUGUAUUUGGAAGAAAAGUUAUACAUAUUUAGGGAUUCAGAGAUAGUGGUGAUACAGUGAAGAUGAGGUACAAACCGGGAUUGAAACAGUCUGAAUCAAGUCAGUUCAAAUUUAGGAAUAUCAGUGUAUAUGCGGAGCCAAAGAAUGAGACUUUGGUAUUUCCUGAUUGCCAUAGAGAUGAAACAGACUUGAUGACACUUAAGUAUAUGGUGUAUAAGGGUUUGUCUAUGGAUGUUAAAGAGAAGUUUAAUUUAUAUUGGUUUAAGGAAGAAUGUCUGCCACUGCCAUUGUUAAACAAUGAUGAUUUUGAUAAUUUUUGGGAGGAUUCUUUUGUAAAUGAGGAUGGAUGUAUAUGUUUGUGGAUGGGGAUGAAAGACACAGUGUUUGGGACUCCAAAGACUACACCAAAGAAGAAGACAGUUAGUAAGGGAACCACCCCUAGAAGAUCCCCAAGGCUAAAUAGUGUGGAUAAAUCAGUUGAAGGUGCAUCAAGAAAGCUGAGUUUCAUGGAUGUGCCCAUUUAA
Messenger RNA from Papaver somniferum (opium poppy), 566 nucleotides. RefSeq lists its product as uncharacterized. The transcript has 3 exons. The coding region runs from base 105 to 566 and encodes 153 amino acids. NCBI's taxonomy places the organism in Eukaryota, Viridiplantae, Streptophyta, Magnoliopsida, Ranunculales, Papaveraceae. The record is from RefSeq and is a predicted model, not a curated record.